Messenger RNA from Staurois parvus, 357 nucleotides. The record is from the annotation of a GenBank genome assembly. NCBI's taxonomy places the organism in Eukaryota, Metazoa, Chordata, Amphibia, Anura, Ranidae.
GGCUGGUGAUUACACGCUGGCACCCGGUGAUUGCUGAGCAUCUCUGAUGUGGUGGGGGGGGGGGGGGGGAAACUGUUUGUAAACAGUUCUCUCCCCUGUCAGCUCCUGCACACUGCUUUGCAUGGCUGUGCAUAGCACAAUCAGUGAAGUACAAACACACAGCCCCAUAGUAAAGCACACAGUUAACCCUUUGAUCGCCCCAUAUGUUAACCCCUUCCUGUUCAGUGCCAUUAGUACAGUGUCAGUGCUUUUUAUUAGCACUGAUCACUGUAUUGGUGUCACUGGGGAUGUCAGUGACACCAAGUCAGUUCCACCCAGUGUCAGAAUGCCCACCGCAGUCCCGCAAUAAGUCGCUGA